UUCUUUUUGAUGUAUUUUAAGUUCACUUGUCAUUUAAGCAUGGAUAAAACUUUCAAUGCUAGGCUUUCUCUCUCUGAUCCAUUUUAGAAUCACUUCUCAAGCAUGGAUAAACUUUUCAAUGCUAUGCUCCUUCUGCUUACCUUGUUCACUGAAAUCGCACUGCUCUGUUCAUGCCAAAAUGCAAGCUUCAGUUGCCUACAGGGCGAAAGGCAAGCUCUCCUAAAACUGAAAGAGAGUUUCUCAGACUCUUCCCAUUGCCUAUCUUCUUGGAAAGGCAAAAACUGUUGCAUGUGGAAAGGAGUAAGCUGCGAUGAAAACAAUGGGCAUGUUGUCAAGCUUAACCUCAGAGCAGGGUCAACGUCAUGGUUUGUUAACGGAAGUUCCUUACGGGCCCCUGAGGUAAAUUCUUAUAUUACUGAGUUGAGAUAUUUGAAAUACCUGGACUUGAGUGGAAAUGACUUCCAAGAUAGCGCCAUCCCGCAAUUCUUCGGUUUGAUGAAACAGCUGAGGUACCUUAACAUCUCCGACGCCGGCUUCAGGGGAAGUGUUCCUCGGAAUCUUGGAAACCUUACUAGUUUACGUGUUCUUGAUCUUAGUACAGAACAUCGAGGAUCGACAUUGGGGUUAGAUCAUGUUCAAUGGAUUUCUCAUCUGGCAUCCUUGCAGCAACUUGGUAUGGCAGGUAUACAUCUUGGUGAGGCACGAAACCUAUUUCAGGUACUCAACAUGCUUCCUUCCUUGCAGUCAUUACAUUUGUCGCAUUGCGGGAUUCAUAAUUUUCAUUUCUCUCGGCUUCCAAUUAAUUCUACAUUUCAUGGUAGCCUUCAGCGUCUAGAUCUUAGAGAUAACGAUUUGGGAGGUCCAGUUCCUAUUGCGCUCCAAAACAUGACUUCUUUGAGAGUCCUUGAUCUUAGCUAUAACCGUUUUAAUUCUUCAAUUCCAAACUGGUUUGGAAAUUUUAAGAACCUUAUUCAUCUCAAUCUUGCAGGGAAUGAUUUUAGUAGCACUAAAAAAGGGUUGGCAUUGAUCUUAGGAAAUAUGUGCUACUUAAAGUCAUUAGAUUUGUCAUUCAAUCAAUUUCAGGAUGAGAUAAUAGGAAUAUAUGGAAAUGUGUCUGGAUGUGUUGGACAUGAUUUAGAGACGUUAAAUUUAGAUAAUAGUAUGAUCAGUGGCCAUAUACCAGAACGGUUGGGGAUGCUAAAACACCUAAAACACCUUCAUCUUUCUGGCAAUCAAUUGAAUGGGACAAUCCCAGAAAGUCUUGGGCAACUUUCCAGCCUCAAGACUUUAGAUCUUUCUGGCAAUCAAUUGAACGGGGUCAUCUCAGAAAGUCUUGGGCAACUUUGCAACCUCGACACUUUAGAUCUUUCUUACAAUUCAUUGGAAGGUGCCAUUUCCGAAGUCCACUUUGCUACGCUCUCAAAGUUGAAAGUGUUGUCCAUUAGCUCCAACAGUUUGACUAUCAAGAUAAAAUCCAACUGGGUCCCUCCUUUUCAACUGGAAUACAUUGAAAUGGGGUCCUGCAAAUUCGGAACACAAUUUCCUCAAUGGCUUCGAACACAAUUGAAAGCAACUACACUAGUUCUUUCCAACAAUAGCAUCUCGGGUAUCCUGCCAAAAUGGAUCAAGGAGUUGAAUCUUUCUCUACUGGACCUCUCUCACAACCAGAUUACUGGAUCCAUUCCGAAAUUGUCUUCCAACUUAAUGACCAUCGAUCUCUCCAAUAACUUGAUCUCCGGGACCCUUACCGAAAUGAUUGGCGAUAAUAAUGUUUUGCCUAAGUUGCAUAUUCUUGUUCUUUCUGAUAACAGAGUAAACGGCUCAAUUCCGAACUCAUUUUGCCACAUAGAAACCCUAGAAGUUCUACAACUCUCAAAAAAUAAGUUAUCUGCGAAUAUUCCUGACUGCUGGAGAGAUUAUCAAUCCUUACAAGUUUUAGAUCUAUCAUCUAACAAUCUCUCAGGGGCUAUCCCCAGCUCAAUUGGGCAUCUUAACUCACUGCAAUGGUUGCACUUGAGCAACAAUAAUCUCAGCGGGGAGCCACCAUUGGCCUUAAAAAACUGCAGAGAUCUUGUAGUUUUGGAUCUAGGUGAGAAUGCGUUAUCUGGACAUGUACCUAAAUGGAUUGGGGAUGGCUUAUGGCAGCUAAGCGUUCUCAGACUACGAAAAAAUAAAUUCAGCGGAACCAUCCCUCCUCUACUCUGCCAAAUAUCUACUCUACAAAUCCUGGAUCUUGCAGAGAACAAUCUGAAGGGGAGGAUACCUUAUUGCUUCGGCGAUUUCAUUGGUAUGGUCAAGACAGAUGUCGGUGAUUUAUGGGGCUAUGCCGUUUCUAUUUCGGCACAGUGGGACAAUGAGCACUUAACAGAGGUCAUCAAAGGAAGAUCCUUGGAAUACACAAAAACUUUACGGUUUUUGGUUAGUAUGGACCUGUCAAGCAAUAAACUGGAGGGAUCAAUCCCAGGAGAGCUUACACUCCUCACAGGAUUAAUUGGUCUGAAUUUGUCUCAUAAUCAGUUUUCAGGAAAGUUCCCUAAUAAGAUAGGGGAACUUGAGUCGUUGGAAUCACUCGACUUGUCUUUCAAUGAACUUUCUGGCAUGAUUCCUGGUAGUGUGUCAUCUCUAACAAAACUUAGUUACCUCAACUUGUCAUACAACAACUUCUCAGGAAAAAUUCCAGAAGGCAAUCAACUCCAAACUCUUGACGAUCCAUUCAUUUAUGCUGGGAACCCUCUGCUCUGUGGCCCUCCACUAAAGAAAUGCUGGGAUGAUGAGCAUCAUCAAGGCAAAAAAGGCAAUGCCAAACACAACCCUGCUGAGAAGAUGUGGUUUUACAUUGUCAUAAUGUCUGGCUAUGCAACUGGGUUCUGGGGUGUUGUUGCGGCCUUGAUAUUCAAGAAAAGUUGGCGACAUGCUUAUUUCUUGUUCGUGGACAAGUGCAAAGAUUGGGUACUUGUGCUUGUAGCAUUAAAGAUGGCAAGUGUCAAAAACUUGAUCAAGGGAAACCGCACAGAUGAGUGAAAAGAGCAAUAAUUAUCAGGUAUUAAUAUCUAUGAAAAUAAUUGCAUUUAUGUUGCAAGAAUUUCAGUUUGCAAUUAGAAUCUAGUAGUAUUAAUGCUUUUGGUAUCGUAACUUUGUUCCAUAUUGUGUGAUAUAUAUGGUCGAUUUCAAUAUGAA
Messenger RNA from Theobroma umbraticum, 3177 nucleotides. Lineage: Eukaryota; Viridiplantae; Streptophyta; Magnoliopsida; Malvales; Malvaceae. The record is from RefSeq and is a predicted model, not a curated record.